AAUUAUUACUUGAACGUUAACCAAGAGUGUUUGACUAGUUUGGCAAGGAGUUUUGAAAGAGCAUCAGAAAAUGUUACAGUUCGGCAAUUGAAAGUUGAGUUAAGAAACUGUCUCAACCAACAACUGCACUUUCUCUCUCUAUCUCUACAUAUCUAUAUGAACAAUUGAACAUUGUCCUGUGAGUUAUAACUGUUGCUUAACGCCACUCCCAAACCACUUAACUUCUACCUUUACUCUUAACCUUUUCUGUUUCUUUCUGUGACUAAGCAAAUGGAAACUCCUCCUCCAUCUUCACCACCCGAUGCGGCAGAGCCUACGCCGGUGGCCGUACGGAGAGCUUUGGAGUUGCUCCAGCUGAACGACCCCGUUUUGAGGGUCGAAGCCGCUCGGGACAUUCGCCGCCUCACCAAAACCUCCCACCGUUGCCGCCGUCAGCUCCGUCAAGCCGUUGCGCCACUCGUCUCCAUGCUCCGAGUCGACUCGCCCGAGUUCCAUGAACCAGCUCUUCUCGCUCUGCUUAACCUCGCCGUGCAAGACGAAAGGAACAAAAUUAACAUUGUUAAAGCUGGUGCAUUAGAGCCAAUAGUUAGUUUCCUCAAGUCGCAAAAUCCAAAUCUGCAAGAGUAUGCAACUGCAUCAUUGUACACUCUAUCUGUCUCUCCCACCAACAAACCAAUUAUUAGUGCUUGUGGCACCAUUCCUCUUCUUGUGAAUAUUCUUAGAGAUGGAAGCCCGCAAGCUAAAGCUGAUGCGGUAAUGGCGCUCUCCAAUUUAUCAACACAUCUUGAUAACCUAAGCAUCAUUCUUGAAACAAAUGCAAUCACCUUUAUAGUAAAUCUUCUUAAAACCUGUAAAAAGUCCUCAAAAACAGUUGAAAAAUGUGCUGCUUUGAUAGAAUCUUUGGUGGGUUAUGAUGAAGGCAGAACUGCCUUAACAUCUGAAGAAGGUGGGGUUCUUGCAGUUGUUGAAGUUCUUGAAAGUGGCACCCCCAAAAGUAAGGAACAUGCUGUUGGGGCACUGCUAACAAUGUGCCAAAGUGAUAGGUGUAAAUACAGGGAACCAAUUCUUAGAGAAGGUGUUAUUCCAGGACUUCUUGAGCUUACAGUUCAAGGAACCCCCAAGUCUCAGCCAAAAGCACGUACCCUUUUGCAGUUACUAAGAGAGUCACCUUAUUCAAGACCUGAAAAUGAACCUGACACACUAGAGAACAUCAUGUGUGACAUCAUAUCCCAGAUUGAUGGGGAUGAUCAAUCUGGUAAAGCAAAGAAGAUGCUAGCUGAGAUGGUCCAAGUCAGCAUGGAGCAGAGUUUGAGACAUUUGCAGCAAAGGGCACUUGUAUGCACCCCUAGUGAUAUGCCAAUUACAAGUUGUGCUUCUGAAGUUUCUUCAAAAUAAUAGUUGGGGCUCUUCUACUUUGUAUCCUUUUCCUUCUCUUUUUUAAUCUCCCAUCUCCUUUUUUUCCAGUUGGAACUAGUGAAAAAGAAAGAAAAUUGAAAAGGAAAACGACACAAAAAAGAAAUGCCAGUCCAGGCCAUCAUGGAGGUAUCGAGUGACUGGUAAUUGUUAAUAAAGUUGUAACAUGAUAAGAACAUGGAGUUCUAGUAGUUGUUUUGUGGG
This is a messenger RNA of Abrus precatorius (Indian licorice), 1617 nucleotides long. Its product is annotated as U-box domain-containing protein 4-like. Gene Ontology annotation, molecular function: protein binding. Lineage: Eukaryota; Viridiplantae; Streptophyta; Magnoliopsida; Fabales; Fabaceae. Gene Ontology annotation, cellular component: nucleus; cytoplasm. The record is from RefSeq and is a predicted model, not a curated record. The coding region runs from base 271 to 1395 and encodes 374 amino acids. The transcript is spliced from 2 exons.